ACCAGGAGCCCCUUUACCAACUGCCCUUCACUCUCUCCAGGAGCCCCUUCACCAACUGCCCCUCACCAGGCGCCCCUUCAAUGAGUGUCCCUCACCAACUGCUCUUCUCCAGGCGCCCCCUCACCAUUUGCCCCUCACCAGGGCAGGAUUUUUGAGAAGAUGGAGCUGUGCAGCAGCCUGGCCUUCAGGCGCCUCGUGUUCUCCGGGCGGAGGCCGGGCCCGGCGCCGGGGGUGCGGCAGGAGGACGCGCGGCUCGGGCGGGUGCCCGUGCGGCUGUACCGGCCGCGGGCGCCGGCCGCGGGCCCGCGCGGCGCCGUGCUGCUGUUCCACGGCGGCGGCUGGAUCUGCUGCGGCCUCGAUACCCAUGAAAGGAUCUGCCAGUACAUUGCCAAGGAAAGCGGCUCGCUGGUGGUGUCCGUGGGGUACCGUUUGGCCCCCGAGCACAAAUACCCCGCUGCGUACGAAGACUGUCUGAACGCCACCCAGCACUUCCUGCAGCACCUGGAGCACUACGGCGUGGAUCCUGCCCGGGUCACUGUCUGCGGGGACAGUGCUGGGGGCAACCUGGCAGCUGCUGUGAGCCAGACCCUGGCAGGCAGGUCAGACCUCCCCAGACUCCGUGCUCAGAUCCUCAUCUACCCAGGCCUUCAGGCACUGGACUUCAAUUUACCAUCCUACCAACAAAAUCAGGGAGUCCCUCUGCUACUCCGGGAACGUGCUGCUUUCUAUUCUUUGCAGUACGUACAAGGGGACACAUCAAAUCUGGAAGAGAUCUUGGAGGGCUCUCAUAUUCCUCCAGAUAUGAGGCUGAAGUGUAGGAAGUGGGUGAAUCCAGACAACAUCCCUGAGGAAUUUAAGGUCAGAGGCUACAAACCACACAAGCCCUGUGAAUUCAAGCCUGGAGUUUUUGAGAAAGUGAAAAGCAUCCGUGAGCCCACGCUGUGCCCACUGUUCGCUGAAGACAAAAUUAUCCAGCAGCUGCCAGAAUCUUUCAUCCUGACCUGCGAGUACGACGUGCUGAGGGAUGAUGGCUUGCUGUACAAGAAGAGGCUGGAGGACAAUGGGGUUCGAGUGACCUGGUACCACCUUGAAGAUGGAUUCCAUGGAAUCGUAAACCUAUUUGAUCAUUAUGGUUUGUCAUUUCCAUCUGGGAAAAGGGGAUUGGACAGGGUUGUUGCAUUUAUAAAAGGCCUGUAGAAAGAACUCUCCCUCAUUAUGCUUCUCCCACCAAUGACUUUGCUUAGGCUCUCACACUUCAGGUAGUGCUGCUCUGCAAGAAUGUGACACCUUUUGAUGUGUAAAAUAGUAUUUCUGAGAUCCAUGAGCUUCAAAUUAACACAGAUCUUUUCCUUGUGAGACUUCUGACAGUUCAGUCCUUUGACAGUACAAUUUCUCUAUAUGCUGUGGUUUUUUUUUCAAAUUGGCAUCUGAUUGAUUCCUUGUCUUUAAUUACUAAAUUAUUUACUUCUAUACAAAUAAUCUAUAUGGAAUGAUUUGGAUUAAAUGUUUUUCUCUACA
Messenger RNA from Vidua macroura (Pin-tailed whydah), 1518 nucleotides. Its product is annotated as arylacetamide deacetylase-like 4. Lineage: Eukaryota; Metazoa; Chordata; Aves; Passeriformes; Viduidae. Bases 160 to 1197 code for a protein of 345 amino acids. Gene Ontology annotation, molecular function: hydrolase activity. The record is from RefSeq and is a predicted model, not a curated record. The transcript is spliced from 4 exons.